AUGGGAGUGAAGCAACACACCUUUGAGGAGAUCAGGAGAAGUACGGCGCGCCGAGUGGCCGGCGGCGACGGCGACGACAGCUCCGGACGGCGAGCCCGGGGCGGCGGUGGAGGCCGCAGGGGCGUUGGCAAACGAGCCCUCAGAGAAGGACGCAGUCUCGCAGCUGGGCAUCGUGAAGUUGGGAGUAGCCAUGCUGCUGGCACCGAUGACACGGCCCUCCAGGGCGGACUCAGGCGCGGGAGUGUACGUAGGGCCGGCGACGGGGCCCGAGACUCCAGGCCCGGCGGUGCCGUGGAGCUCCUGGAGGAGCUUCUCGCGCUCUUCCUCCACGGCGCGAAGCUUCUUCAUGCCUUCGACGACGCGCUCGCGGUGGGCGAGGUCGAAGUAGUGGGUGUGCUCGAGCCAGAGCUUGAGGUCGGUGUCGCCCUCGAGAAGCUCGAGCAGUACGGCGUCCAUUUCGAGGCGGCUCAUGCCGGACACGCCGCUGCCGCCAUCACCGUGGCCCGGGUUUUCGACGUCGGCAGGCAUCCCCAUCUCUCCGCGAAGGACAGACAUCAUGAGCUUGCCCUUGUCGGAGGUAUUGGUGUCGCUGUUAUUGUUCAUGGCUUUGGUCUUGUAUCCUUGGGCUGCUGGGCCACGCCGAUCAGCAGCUUUUUUCUCCGUCUGAGAUGCGUGAUGACGAUUCUGCGUGCAAACGAAAACGCGUCUUCUGACAAAACUCGAGAUGCCUGCACACCUAGUCGCAAGUUUGGAGAGGGUUUGGUUUGA
Molecule: messenger RNA, 768 nt
Organism: Purpureocillium lilacinum
Lineage: Eukaryota; Fungi; Ascomycota; Sordariomycetes; Hypocreales; Ophiocordycipitaceae
Source: RefSeq, a predicted model, not a curated record